CUCCUGCCAUCUUUCGAACAAAACCAUUAAUCGUCGGCGACUUCGAAAUGCAUUCGUAUGCGUGCGUAUAUGUGCAUUCGGUCUUCAAUUCGAAAUACAUGUGGUCGGAGGAAAAAGUGUGAACACCUCGCUGUCAUUUUUCACAGUAAAUAGACAAAUUUCGGGCGCGAAAAUAUGUUGUUUCGUUAAAUCGGUUCCCGCUUAACUGCAACAACUCGAAGAACACCCCGAGAACAACUCAGAUUUAGUAUUAGUGCUGCGUGAAAAAAAGCGAGUUUCCCCCCUGUCGCUGUGCCCGACCGAUUGGAUAUUGUCAAUCGGAUAUGCCCGUGUCGGUAGUGUGUGACUCGUCGGCCGUCACAGCCGCGAUUCGCGACUCGCUAGCAACGUCCGCGUCAAACGGCGGCUGCUCCAAGUCCGGCGAUGAUUCGCAAACGUUGCAGAACAAACUUGUGGCCUCUGCGAAACGUGUUCUCCUCACAAAAAUCGAGUAUGAGGAAGUAAAUAACUACAGUCAGGCGGUCCUUGACACGUUAAAGUCGAAAUACAUCGUGCUCAAACCGUCGGGUAGCGGGAAACUGAACCACAGUGCGGCCACAGGCGACGUCAACAACAAGGACGCAAACCACAGCACGCCGUCUGGACCACGUGAUCCAAAUCAACUACCGCAACCAAAAAAGAUACUUUUCCCCCGACAAAAUGUCCAAAUCGGAUGGAAAAGUUUCGGACGAAAGUGGCAGGUUGGUGCCGGAAUGAUGAACGUUGGAAAUACAUGCUACCUCAACUCCACACUACAAGCCUUAUUCCAUGUGCCGGCAAUGGCCAAUUGGCUCAUGUCGGACUCCGCACAUCGUGAGAAGUGUGAAGACGAAAACGGUUCCCAAGGUGGAUGUAUCAUAUGUGCAAUGUCAAGAACUCUCAUCUCUUCGCAAACAAGUCAAAGCCACAUUCGUCCUUAUCUGGUUUACACAAAAUUACGUCUGGUAUGCAAACAUUUAAUUAUGGGCCGACAAGAAGAUGCACAUGAAUUUUUAAGAUACUUAGUGGAAGCAAUGGAGAAGUCAUACCUAGCUAGAUUUCGAAACAGUAAAGAACUAGAUCAGUACAGCAAAGAAACCACACCACUUAAUCAAAUAUUAGGCGGCUACCUUAAGUCGGCUGUGAGAUGUUUAGCAUGUGGGCAUGUUUCGACAACAUUUCAACAUUUCCAAGACCUAUUGUUGGACAUCCGGAAAGCUAACACUAUUGAAGAAGCUCUUGAUCUAUACUUUGCCCGCGAACGUUUAGAAGAUAUGGGAUACAAAUGUGAAGCAUGUAAAAAGAAGGUAUCCGCGACUAAACAAUUUUCACUUGAAAGAGCCCCUAUUUCCUUGUGUAUACAAUUGAAGCGCUUCUCAAUGAUGGGGUCAAAACUAAACAAGCAUGUAGCAAUUCGUCCUCGCUUAGAUUUAUCACCAUAUGCAUCGAAAACAAACAAAGAAAAUUUAACAUACAAACUAGUAGCGAUGGUAACUCAUCUUGGAGCAUCGCAGCACUGUGGCCACUACACUGCAAUUGGCCUUACUGACACAGGAACUUAUUAUCAAUUUGACGACAGUUAUGUUCGUUCAAUAUCUCUCCAAAAUGUGCUUAAUACAAACGCUUAUAUAAUAUUUUACGAACUAGACGAUAGUCAUGAGAACAGACAAACCAGCACUCAAGUUAGCCGUGGGCCAAAUGAAAACAGUCUGAAAGACUCGGGAAGUAAGUUGAAUUUUCAAACUGGUAGCAACGAGAAUAGCUUUCAGAGGCAAAAUUCAGCGACAUCUAGUACAAACAACGGAAACAGUAUGAGCCUGAAUUCAAAAAUUAUUAGUAAAUUGGAAGCUAAUCAGCAAGUUACGUUGAUUGGGCCUCAGCUGCCCAACAAAAUGAUUCAGCGAAAUCCCCCAUCAUCCACUGUUGCGACAAGCAGCGAAUCGACGAGUAUAGUAAAUGGGGGUAUCAAGCUAGUCAGCUCACCAAGUAAUACGAAAUUAACAAAUGGCUACGUGAGCAAUACAGCAUCCUCGAAUGGAUUUCAGUCUCCAUCGAAUCAAAAAGGCAAUAAUCAACCUCUAAACAGUAAACUAAUGAUUCACUUCAAAAACGGAAACAGCAGUACAAAUAGCAAGUCUAACUCCAUCAAUAGUAACAACAACAAACUCCAAUCACCUGACGGUUCAAAGUUCCAGACAAACUCUUCCAAAACUGCUGAUCGAUUUGAAUACAACCGAAGCUCAAGUUACGACAGAGAGCAAUCGAAUGGAAAUAGGUCCACCCUCCCAAGCAUGCCUAAGUUAGAAGAAAGCUCACCGAAAGAGAAAUCAUCGUCACCUCCAAGCGGUAGCAACAACUUGCAAACAGCUUCCAAGUCAAAUGGCAUUGACAAACCCACCACAAAUGGAUUCGUUAAAUCUCCCGUUACUGGCUCAUCUAGUAAAAACAAUAUUAAAAGUCUCGUCCCCUACGAAUCAGAUGACGAAUCCGAUCAAUCAAACGAUGAACUGCCAACAGACAAAGACUGCACCCCUUCAACAACAUUCAAGAGCAAUCAGAAACGAUCUUACGAAAGUGAUAAUGAAAGCACAUCAUCUUCUUCUUCAUCCGAUUGUACUCCACCACCUCCUAAAAUUAGCUUAACACCACCGUCAACACCAAUCGUGAAAACUAAAGCUGGUCUUUGGCAAGUAACCGACAUUGCAGAGACGAAAUCUAAAAAUUCGAAUCACAACACAAACGCGGGCAGUAGUACAAGUUGCAAUGGUGAUUGGAAAAAUCCAUUCAGUUCUGCCACGCCAAACACUUUCUCAGGAAACUAUAUGAAGUCCAAUGACAAAUUUAAUGAGAAAGAUAAAAAGUUUAAUAAGAAGACCAAUGAAUCGGAUAAUGGGAAAAGUCCAAACGGUACAGUGCAGCAUUUAUUAAAAUUUUCACAUCGGGGUUACGGGGCACCAGUUCUAUCAUGGAACGGACAGAAACCAACUAUAGAGAAAGAGGUGAUUGAGGAGAUACGACAAGAGCGCAAACGGGACCUGCAAGAUGAAGAGGAAAAUGAUAUGGAUCGUGGUCGACAGAAGAAAGUUAAAUGCAACAAUGGCUUCGUCGGACGUGAUAAUCCCGGUUACAAUCCAUUCCAAGAACAUCAAAACCACCAAAAUCAACAUCGUAGGUGGAAUAGCGGCUCUUAUCGACCAUAUCGUCCAAAUAACCACCAUCGCAAUCAUAACUUCCGGCGACACAAUUUCCACAAAAAGCCACACCAUCAGCGCAACGGUGGCGGUAGCAAUGGUUUCCACCAUAGACGUGAUUCUUAAUACCUUCUAUGAUUUUUUAUUAUUAUUUAUCCUCAUUUUAGCGGGGAGAUUUGUUAGCUAUUUGUUUUUAAUUUAAUUACUAUUAUUAUGCAGUAUAUCAUAGACACUCAAUAUAUCUAGACUCUAAUUUGUUUCUUCUAUUGAUUAGUUUUAAUUAAUUGAUUUCAGUUCAAUUUUACUUGCAGAGCGAAGCAUUUCAGAUAUGAACUGCUUUCGGCUUAUAAGAAUGCAAACAAUGUAUAAAUAGUGAAGUUACAUUAAUUUAAAGAAAUAAGUUUGGAAUGAUGUAUAUUCGGUAAGCAUAUAAAUAGAAGUAAAGUGACGUAAUGAUUAGUUAUAAAUUAAAUGAAUUUCAAUUGCAAAUAUUUUUCGUUUUUGUACAUGAUUAUCGACUUAAUUUAAUUUAAAUGUUAGAUACAAUUACCUAGAAAUACGGCAUUAUAAUAACAACAGAUGUCAACAUUUAUAUAAACAAAUACAAUGCAAAUAAACCUAGCAAUUAUUAGA
Hermetia illucens (black soldier fly) is the source of this 3842-nucleotide messenger RNA. RefSeq names its product ubiquitin carboxyl-terminal hydrolase 36 (gene scny). Lineage: Eukaryota; Metazoa; Arthropoda; Insecta; Diptera; Stratiomyidae. Gene Ontology annotation, molecular function: cysteine-type deubiquitinase activity; cysteine-type endopeptidase activity. Bases 324 to 3335 code for a protein of 1003 amino acids. Gene Ontology annotation, biological process: regulation of apoptotic process; protein deubiquitination. Gene Ontology annotation, cellular component: nucleus; cytosol. The record is from RefSeq and is a predicted model, not a curated record. The transcript has 4 exons.